AUGACGAACAAGUUAAGUGCUAAGUUCUUUGAAAUAUUUCGGAAUUUGAAGUCAGAUGCUGUACCUCGUCCCCCAAGGCCUAAUUCAUAUCAGGAGAAUCCCGAAGAUGUACAAAAUGAAAAUGUAGAUAACACAAAUAACAUCGAAACGGAAGAUAUUUUUAAUGAGAAUGAUUUGAAAAAAGAAAAGAAAAAGCCAAAAUAUAAAAAGUCUUUCUCUACUCCCGAACCAGAUCCUACGCCUGCAGAAGAUGAGCAUGAUAGACGAAGCAGUAAUGCAAGCAGUGUGGUUAAUACCCAGGCCACGGGCAAUGUGAUCAACAUUGUUAAUGCAAGUAAUAUUCGUUGGGGAAAUGAGUUUGUUUAUUAUUUGGGGUCUGUAAAUGGUCAGCAAGCUUCACCUAAAGCAAAAACAUACGAAGAAAAGGUUGAAAAAACUAAUCUCAUUAAACAACUGAUGCAAGCUGAUAUUCAGCCUGAGCAUGAAUAUAUUGAUUAUAUAUCCAAGAACUUGGGUAAAAAUUGGUACAGUAUAUUUAAAAAUCUGGGCUACUCAAAAGGACAAAUUGAAACAGCUGAAAUUGAUAAUGCACAAAGCGGUAUUGCUGAGGCUCGUUACAAAUUACUCCUAGACUGGGUAAGAAAUGAUGAUCAUGGAACUCUUGGAAAACUAGCUACUAUUUUGUGGGAAGAAGAUGAAAAGCAUGUUGUUAAAGAGUUAGCUGUCAUUUAUAAAAGAAACCAGGAAUGA
Pieris macdunnoughi is the source of this 750-nucleotide messenger RNA. The record is from the annotation of a GenBank genome assembly. NCBI's taxonomy places the organism in Eukaryota, Metazoa, Arthropoda, Insecta, Lepidoptera, Pieridae.